Molecule: messenger RNA, 2419 nt
Organism: Gigantopelta aegis
Lineage: Eukaryota; Metazoa; Mollusca; Gastropoda; Neomphalida; Peltospiridae
Product: UV excision repair protein RAD23 homolog A-like
Exons: 9
Coding region: 108-1343 (411 amino acids)
Biological process (GO): proteasome-mediated ubiquitin-dependent protein catabolic process; nucleotide-excision repair
Cellular component (GO): nucleoplasm; cytosol
Molecular function (GO): proteasome binding; polyubiquitin modification-dependent protein binding; ubiquitin binding
Source: RefSeq, a predicted model, not a curated record
UAUUGUUUUUCAUGGCGGCCGGUUGAAUAGGAAUUGCGUUACUCGUCAAUUUGUAUUCGUCAUUGUGUAACCAAAACUAUCUAGUAUAGUCUACGUACAUUUUCAAGAUGAUAAUAACACUUAAAACAUUACAACAGCAAACCUUUAAGGUGGAAGUUGAAGGGGAUUCUUUGGUGAAGGAAUUGAAAGAGAAAGUUGAGCAACAAAAGGGCAAGGAUUUCCCUGCCGCUGGUCAGAAGCUUAUAUAUGCUGGUAAAAUUUUAGAAGAUGAAAAGAAAAUAGAAGACUACAAAAUAGAAGAAAAGAACUUUGUUGUUGUCAUGGUGACAAAGCCCAAAGCACCUCCGCCUGUAGUUUCUAAACCUAUAGAAACAGAUAUUGCUCCUCCAGAAAAAUAUCCUGAACCAGUGCCACCUGAAGUUGAAGAAGAGAAAGCAGAUGCACCCAAAACAGAAGAAGCAAAAUCUGAUGUAGCCCAGGCUAGUGCUCCAGCUGCAGUGGACGUGAGUACGCCAACCACUGUGCCGUCCGACACAAGCUCUACGCAGUCUGCCAUACAGUCAGCCGAGAGCACGCUUGUCACGGGCCAGGAGUACGAGAACAUGUUAACGGAGAUGAUGAGUAUGGGCUUCGAACGCGAGCAGGUUGUGCAGGCCUUGAGAGCCAGCUUCAACAACCCUGACAGAGCCGUAGAAUAUCUUCUUAGUGGUAAUAUUCCCGUAGAGGAACCUGCAGCUGCAAUGCCAGCUGUUCCUGCUGCACAACCUGCGUCAACUCCACAGGCUGCCCCGCCAUCAGGAAUAGGCACCACAGGUCCAGGCACCGAGCAGAGUACCGGGACCGGUACGGGAGAGACGGGUACUGGGACAGAGUCGGCGGCCCCUGCAGCUGGUCUUGGUCUUGGGACUGGGCCAACGCAGCCAUCUGCUGGUGAAAAUCCCCUAGCAUUUUUAAGAAAUCAGCCACAUUUUCAGAGGAUGCGGCAAGUAAUACAGGAAAAUCCUCAAGUUUUGCCUGCUCUGUUACAGCAAAUUGGGCAGCAAAAUCCACAGCUUUUAUCACUAAUAAGUCAAAAUCAAGAAAGAUUUGUCCAGAUGUUGAAUGACCCGUUGGAUGAAGCCUCGGAAGGUCCCCAGCAAGGUGCAGGUGGUGGGGCUCCCAUGGGAGCAGGUGGCUACAUCCAGGUGACACCUCAAGAGAAAGAAGCUAUUGAGAGGUUAAAAGCCUUAGGAUUUCCUGAAGCUUUGGUCAUUCAAGCAUAUUUCGCAUGUGAAAAAAAUGAAGAAUUAGCGGCUAAUUUUUUAAUGUCUGAAAAUUUUGAGGAAGAGGAUUUGCAGAGUUGAUCAGGACAUUGAAUGCCUGACGUCUGUUCACGGUUAGAAACUGGUGUAAAGUGACAAAAUGGUUUAUAAUGGACACAAGACGACGCUUUAAAUGGAAGCAACUUUUUCAGAGAGUGCUUAGACAUGGAGCUGUCUACCAAUUCAUUACAGCCGCUGGGCAUCUUGAAGCAUGGUUUAAUUUUUUUUUCCUUCUAUUAUUUAUCACUAUGUUCUUUCUUUCUUUAAUUCUCGGACUCUGCAAUGCAGUACCCCACCUAAUUGAAAAGAAUAUUUUCAAAUGAAAUGGUGAUUAUUUCCGAAACAGUCUUCUUGGGGGAAAUUAUUUCAUAAAAGGUCAUGUAAAGUGUUGAUUAUGUAGAUUAAUUCUAAACAGAACAUUGACAAUAUUGUAUCUUUCCAUCCUGUUCGCUUUUUAAUUUGCUCAUAAUGAUGUAGUCGGUGGGUGCAGCUACUAUUACCAUCAGCAUCUUUAAUUUAUGCCUGGGAAAGAGGUAUUGUUGAAAAUAUGUUAAAUUGUUGUAUUUGCAAAAAGAAAUAACAUUUUUUGAUGUUUUAAAUCUUUGCAUAUCUGUUUCUUAUUACUAGCAAAAUUAUUUGUUACAAGAAUUCCAUCUUUUUGGAAACAACAUUGUUAAUGACAUUUGUAAUAUACCAAAUAGAUGACUGUCAUGCUGAAUAUUUUUACCAGAAAGAUGAUUAUCCUCGCUCUCUUUUUUGUCUUUUCAAGUUUGAAUUUAAGGGGUUUUUUUUAAAGAUAUCCUUUCAGAACAUGACAGCUUUUGGACUUGAGGAUUCUGUUGAUACCUCAAUGAUUGGUUGUUUUUGUGUGAUCUUUGCUUCAAGCAUAUUAUACAAUAACACACUUUCAGGUUUUUAAAUGUAUUUCCUAUAUCUUACUGCAUAACCUGUACUACUCUCCGAGAUUGUGUACGUGUCCCUUGCCGUGAUGUUUCCAGUCACAAGCCUGCUGAGGUACUGCCUGUCUGUGUUUGAGCAAUGAUGUAUCAGUCCUGUGUUCUUCAAAAGAAACACAGAUUGCAACAAAACAACCUUGUACAAAUAAAAUUGUUUAUGCC